Messenger RNA from Trichoderma atroviride IMI 206040, 303 nucleotides. NCBI's taxonomy places the organism in Eukaryota, Fungi, Ascomycota, Sordariomycetes, Hypocreales, Hypocreaceae. The record is from RefSeq and is a predicted model, not a curated record.
AUGGUAUCAGCCACCGCCAUUCUAUUACUAUAUACUAGUAGUAGUAUACGUUCGGGGUACUUAGUUUUUUGGCUUUGCGUGUUUGGCGGAGCCGAAGGCGGUGACAGCUCAGCGUCAAGCUGUCUUUUCAGCCACCCAGAGCUGGCCCACGUCGACAACUGGUUCCGCAUUAACAAGGCUUGGCUUGCCCAUGGUCCAACACAGCUCAAUAGGGAAAGUCUAGAGCAUUGCUACUGCAUCAUGAAGGAAUCUAAGCCUCUCCACAACGAGGUCCUCUCUUUGGGUAAAACUCACGAAUGGUAG